GGCGUCCCCGCGAGACAGUCGAGCCCCGGCCGGCUGCGCGGCGCGCUGGGUGCAUGUGGGGGCUGCUCCGGAGCGACGGCGGCUGCAGCUGGAGCCAGGCGCUCGCCUGUCCGCCGGUUGGCUCGCCGGGACCUCGCGCACCGGCGGCAGAGUCCCUUGCGUGGAUUGGCAAGCGAAGCCCCACCUGCCCCGAGCUCACCAUUUUCUUUCGCGCUGGCUGCAGCUGAUCCGGCGAAGGGAGCCGACCGGGCCCUGGGCUGGAGGUAAAACCCCACGGAAAGAACAUGAGGUUCCCUUGGAAAUCAUUCAAGAGGAAGAUGGAAGGGGCUGUUUAGAAGAGCUUAAAAGCUACAGGCUGUAAGACUUGGGCCUGAGUGCUGGCAGUGGAAAACACUGUUGGGCUGUGAUCUCUCCCUGAAAAGUUCCAGGUGCCUUUUUGCUUCCUGCAAAAGAAAGGAAGCGAAAGAGAAGACCAUGUCCAUAGCCCUGAAGCAGGUAUUCAACAAGGACAAGACCUUCCGGCCCAAGAGGAAAUUUGAACCUGGCACACAGAGGUUUGAGCUGCACAAACGGGCUCAGGCAUCCCUCAACUCGGGUGUGGACCUGAAGGCGGCUGUGCAGUUGCCCAGUGGGGAGGACCAGAAUGACUGGGUGGCAGUACAUGUGGUGGACUUCUUCAAUCGGAUCAACCUCAUCUAUGGCACCAUCUGUGAGUUCUGCACCGAGCAGACCUGUCCUGUGAUGUCAGGGGGCCCCAAAUAUGAGUAUCGGUGGCAGGAUGAUCUCAAGUAUAAGAAGCCAACAGCACUGCCAGCUCCCCAGUACAUGAACCUUCUUAUGGAUUGGAUUGAGGUUCAGAUCAACAACGAGGAAAUAUUUCCAACAUGCGUGGGUGUUCCCUUCCCAAAGAACUUCCUUCAGAUCUGCAAGAAGAUCCUGUGCCGCCUUUUCCGGGUCUUUGUCCACGUCUAUAUCCACCACUUCGACCGGGUCAUUGUGAUGGGUGCAGAGGCCCAUGUCAACACCUGCUACAAACACUUCUAUUACUUUGUCACAGAGAUGAACCUCAUAGACCGCAAGGAGCUAGAGCCUUUGAAAGAAAUGACGAGCAGGAUGUGUCACUAAUGCUCCACCUCACCCUUUGGAAGAAAGGAAAGCUGUUUCCUCCUGGUGCCCUGAGCGGGCAGGAGGUGGACCACCCUGGCUGAAAUGACACACCUACUCCCAGGAACAGCAGAGGUGGAGGCAAGCAGUGACUCCUGAGAGACAUUCCCCACUCACUUUGUGUGCUCUUAACCUUCUGAGUGCUGCUAGCCCAGACCUGUGGACGAGGCAGACCACAACGUGAAAGAAGGACCAGCCCCUUGACCGUUCUGGCUGGGGAAUUGUCCACGAGGAAGCCCCUGCACUUCCACACAUGGCACAGUUCUGCCUGUGACCUGCCGCCUAAGCUUUACUGGAAUUCAGGUUUUGAAACUGAGAUGCGUGUUCGUAUUUUUCCACUUAUCUGUCUUGUCAGAUGGCCGACUUCUCUGUGAUUGGUUUUUUAAGUGCCGGGUGAAUUUUGGACCUCUGGAUGUGCAGCAAGUUUUUAUGCAAUAAGCCUUCCUUUCAGGUCUCUAAAAGCUCCUGCUCUGAUCUGUGGUUUAACACUGUGCAGGGCUGUGGGGCUCUGAGAGACCUGAACCCCUCCCCAUCCCCUGCACCUCCCUACUCUCCUUGCCGAGGCGUCCAUAGCAUUUCCCUAAUAAAUAGUUUUAUCAGGGACACUCCAUGGGGUGGCUUGUCUCAGCCCCAAACAGGGUCUUCACAUUCUAACUGCAGGGAAGAGACUGGUUACUAGCGUAAAGCUGACAAGUUACCAGUUCACCUGAUCAGAAUGUAUUUUUUAUAACCACCAUCAUUCCUUGUCUCUUCAGUGGAAGAUAUUCUUUCCUGUUUCCCAGAAGAGAGAAAUAAAAGUCCUAAAUGACUAAGAAUGAUCAGCGGGAGCCUUGGGCAUGAUUACUGCAGUGUUUGUUCUUUAUUAAAGACAGGGAGUCGUGGCUGUCUCUACAUAAUACUAACAUUUCAGUGAAAAAAGUACAAUUGGUUAUUUGGUACGUGUAGAUUUAACACCCAGACGGCUGACUUGUAACCCUCCCCACUAGCCUUCUGAGCAUUUAAACCCAGCCGUCAUUCUCUCCCCACUCCACGCUCCCCACUCCUCUGCCAUGUUAUGUUACGGCACAAAAUUAAUUUCUGCCCCUGUGAUUGGGCCACGGUUGCCAAGGUAACAGUGGAGCUGGAGCUAACUUCCUUCUUUCAUCCUUCCCAAUUUUUCUAUUCCAGAAGACAGUCAGAAUAAUGCAUUCUGUACUACAUCCUGCCUUUUGAAACCUAAAUGAGUUUUCGUUGAUGAAAUGUUGCCUUCUCUGAUUCAUUCACAAAACUGUGGUGGUUCUGACCACCUGUGAUGAGGGGGGUCAUAAUACUUCCAGUGAUCCUUUUAAUUUAGCAAAACAUUUGUUGGUGGAGGGAAGUAGAUAAGAAUGUAUUAGUGUAUUUUAAAGUAAUAAUGAUUAAAGAAUAACUAAAUGACUCUGA
This is a messenger RNA of Gorilla gorilla gorilla (western lowland gorilla), 2586 nucleotides long. It is a transcript of the gene MOB3B, whose product is annotated as MOB kinase activator 3B. The record is from RefSeq and is a predicted model, not a curated record. Bases 475 to 1125 code for a protein of 216 amino acids. Lineage: Eukaryota; Metazoa; Chordata; Mammalia; Primates; Hominidae. The transcript is spliced from 4 exons.